GUCGACUACUUGUUGAUGACUAUGCAUCACGUUUCUUUCUUUCUUUCUUCUCAUCAUCCUUGUCAAGGCGUUCUCGAGAUAUGAAAAGGGAUCGGGAAAAAUGGGAGGCUAGCAUUUUUGGAAGGAAAAGGAAAACCAAAAAGUGAUUCCGGUAUGUGGAAAGACGGAGUCCAAAAAUGGCGUCUCUUCUCUUUUUGAGGUUGUGGCCGGCGAUGUCACGCCUCCUGUCUGAUACACAUGGAUUGAUGAAUUGGGGAAAUGAAAUGAUCCAUAACUCUUUUCUGCAAAUACAAGUACAGAAAUGUACAUAUCUCCAAAACUCGCUGCGCAAGCUCUUCCUUGAACAUCCCUCUUCUAAGUCUCAGGUGAUUGUCCCUGUUUGCAUGACUAUCGUUUCGUGUGUCGGUCUUUCUCCUAGCAAUGACUCGCUCAGGGGUCUUGGUUACAUGUCCGUCUCCAGCUCUGUCAAGCGUCUUCCACCUCUAAAUUAGCCACCCUUCAACGGUGAGCUAGUUUUAGAUAUGUAGAUCCUA
This is a messenger RNA of Aureobasidium pullulans EXF-150, 533 nucleotides long. RefSeq lists its product as uncharacterized. The record is from RefSeq and is a predicted model, not a curated record. Lineage: Eukaryota; Fungi; Ascomycota; Dothideomycetes; Dothideales; Saccotheciaceae. The transcript has a single exon. The coding region runs from base 177 to 491 and encodes 104 amino acids.